UGGGGAAAAGGCCCAGCAGGAGGGAAGCAGAGGCCUAAAUAGUCCAGCAGCAGCUGGUCUUUGCUGUAUAGGCCCUGGAGACCAGAAGCUGCCCAGCAGGAAACAUAAGUGGAGUUGUGACUGACGCCCGUCAGAGACCUGGACCCUGGAGGAUCCAGGGGCAGAGGAUGUGUCUCCAGAUUCUCUAAGUAUUCCGAUGGGUCUUUCUUCUUGUUCCAAUGGGGUCCCGACAGUCGUCUUGAUCCUGCUGUUCCUGUCUUCCACUGUUUUUUGCGAUUGCUUAACCCCAACCUUACCCCCCCAUUCUUCACUAAGAGGCUCAGAACCCCUAAAAGACAACUAUGCUACUGGAACUAAUUUGCGAUUAGUUUGCAUCUCAGGUUAUGAAGUUGUAUCUGGAACGCGUUCUACUCUGACAUGCUCUGCAGAUGGAACGUGGACAAAGAUUACUGAAUUAUGCCAAGGAAAGCGAUGUCCAGUUCCCCAUUUAGAAAAUGGAAGAAUAGAAUUGUCAGAUGAUCUCCGGCUUGGUGAAACAGCAACCUUGAGGUGCGAUUAUGGAUUCAGAAUGAUAGGUGAAAGUACCCUUCGAUGUGUUCUAAGAGGAGGCGAAGUUAGGUGGCACAGAGACCUUCCAUUCUGUGAACAGAUUCCUUGUGCUCGCCCUGAUAUAAUUUCCAAUGGAAGGUAUGAUGCUGAUCCUAGCGAUACAUAUGUUGUGGGCUCAUCUGUUGUAUACCGGUGUGAUGCUGAUUACUCUCUUAUUGGAAAUUCAACAAUUACCUGUACAGUUGCAGCUGAUGGUACGAAUGGACAGUGGAAUCUACCACCACCUGAAUGUAAAAAAGUCAGUUGUGUGAAACCAAGCAUCCGAAACGGGAGAUUGGCAACUCUAUAUAAACCUAACUAUAGAUAUGGUGAUAGAGUAACACUUGAAUGCAAUCCUGGCUAUACUUUGGUAGGGGCUUCUUGGGUUAGAUGCGGUGCUGAUAAUACAUGGAAGCCUUCACUUCCACGUUGUGACAAGACUGUAGCAACUACCAAACCAACUAGACCCUCUACACCAGUUCCUCCUGUCCCUCCUAUUGAUCCUCUUCCACCCCCUGGCCCCCCACCAAUUCCCCCUACCCUUGUUCCUCCAGAAGUAGAUGGGACUACUUUCAUUCCAAUGUUUCCAACCCAAAGACAAACAAUUCCCACAGUGGGAUCAGGAUCUGGAUCUGGAUCUGGAUCUGGCAAAAUUGUUGGAAUUGUUUUUGGAGUUAUUUUUGCACUUGUAGUUCUGGCUGCUUUGAUAUUUGCAGCUGUUGGAUGGUGGAAACAGAGGCAAGCUAAUGCUCUUGCUAAUAGUCAGGUAGCUUCAGAGAAAGAAAAAACAAUGGGUGAUCGGAGACCACAAAAAUUCCGAAGUAAAACUUCAGAAACUGUUCAACAUUUUUCUGCUUUAGAAUUGAAAACAGGGACUCCGUGAAGUUUGAGUUGAAAGCUUUAGUUAACUUCCAUAGUUCUACAGUUUUGCCAAUGGAUGAGGGAGUUAGUGCCUGAAACAGUUCAUAUUCGGUUUCCAGCAAAUGCUCCUUUUGCGUAUUUGCUGCUUUUAUAUCCUAGUAAUCUGUAUUUAUACCCUUUCCAGAUAUCUCUUAGAGGAUCUCUUUCUGUAUAUCUUGAGAUACAGAAUCUGAGGGAGCUGCCCAGGUAUCUGCUUGAGGGAUGAUGCCUUAUUCUGGUAACAGGGUACAAAGAUACUAGAAUGGAAGCAUUCUGCAAGUUCUCUUAAGUCUGUUUUUGAAUUCUCAUGACAUCAGAACAAGAGUCAUAUUUGUUUCUGGGGUUUUAAAAUUGUGCUAAAACUGUGCCUAUUAUAAAUUGUGAUCUGGUUUACAUUUUAGCAGUCAACAUAAACUUGAACCAAAUAAAUUAACUGAAACUUUUAGAAGACUUGUUGUAUAAUUUUUAUCGCUAAAUUCACCGUGACCAGAAACAGUUGUGCUUUAGUUUAAUGGAGCCCUGCCUGUAAUAUUCAACGUAUGGGUCAGGCAACAAGUGAUGAAAUGCCAGAAUAAAUGAAGAAGUGCUCUUGAGUAAAUAA
This is a messenger RNA of Pantherophis guttatus, 2089 nucleotides long. Its product is annotated as membrane cofactor protein-like. NCBI's taxonomy places the organism in Eukaryota, Metazoa, Chordata, Lepidosauria, Squamata, Colubridae. The record is from RefSeq and is a predicted model, not a curated record.